AUGCUCCUGAUGUUGAAAGGCGCAUUGGCCCCGACCAUCACUGUUGCCAUCUACCAAAGUGAUGCAAUCUCAGACAUUACCACGACAAUCGGCUACCUUUCAACCUUAAUAUCAAUCCUGUCACAGGGGCUCAUGCCUCGCUCCAAAUUCGCCAAAAUCAUGUUUUUUGAUUUAAUAUCGACAUGCGUCUCAGCCUCACUCUGUUGUCUUGCUGUAUUUUGUGCCGUAAAAGCGAGAGAACACAACACUGCCCCCGAUGCCAGAGAUGGGUAUAGCAGUGAUGCCUGCGCGGUAGCUGCUAUUUGGCUCAUUGUCAUGAUCUGGUGUGUCCAGGUCGCAAACGCCCUACGUGCGUGGAAACCCAUGGAGCUUCAGGAUCCAAUGGUCGCCUUUUCUAUUUUUGCUUCUGUCACAAUGACCCGUGCGGGAACUUUCACUACCCUUGCCGUAGGCUUGGAUUUUAUUGCUCGACUUCUGAAGGGGUUUAUGAUUGGAUUUGCAAUUGCAACUGGCGUCUCACUGCUAAUAUAUCCCAUCACCAGCAGAGGUGAUAUGUUCCAUGAUCUCAAGGGCUACGCAGCAACGGUUGAGGCAGUCCUUCAGGCUCAGAUAUCAUUUAUUGAAGGUAGCUCAGAGACUCGUCUAUUUAAAAAGCCAGGUCUCCUUCGACGGGCACGGACCUACCGAAGUACACAGGAUGGACAGGACGACGAUGAGGAGGAUCUACAAAUCAAAGAGAAGAAACUGCAAGGGGCGAUGGCCAAACUCAACGGCCAACACAACAAAAUGCACGCCGAUCUUUUCUAUUCCAAGAAUGAAGUUGCCUGGGGUAAGUUGUCCGCGGACGAUCUCAGCACUAUUGCACAUCUCUUCCGCAAUCUUCUUCUGCCCUUGUCUGGAAUGUCGAUGCUGCCCGAGAUCUUGGAGUCGAUAGUCAAGAAUGAGAAGCGGGACGAGGAAGCCGACGAUCUCGUGGAGGUGGAUGAAGGGGGAUUGAAACAAUCUGAAAUCCACAAGGUUGUGGAAACUCUCCAAGAACGAAUCGUUGAUUCUUCGGAGCUUGUCCAGCAUGGUCUCCACUAUUUCCUGUUAGCGUUGGAGCUUGUCAAGCCUAAGCAUUUGGACAAGCAAAACAACCCGCAUGAUGAGGAAGCAAGGGGUCGAACUUUGUCGCCGCUGCAGCCUGAUUUUCCUGCGCGAUUUGAACAGGAGCUCCACAGCUAUUACUUACGUCGGAAGCAUCUACCUCAGGCCCUGGCAUCACUUGAGGCAUUUUCAGCAGCCGAGAAACAUGCUGCCGACGCUUCUACUGAGUCAGAGCUGCCCUACAUCGCCUCUGAUCCAGAUGUACGUCAGGAAUUCUUCAUGAUUUUGUACAUGGGGCAUUUGCAAGAUGACAUGUUGAACGCUACACUCCAGUUGGUGCAAUUUGCCACCAGCAAGCAUACCGAUGGAACUAUGAAGCACAACCGACUCAUAUUCCCCAAACAAAAGUCCAUCCGGGCAUGGCUCUCCCUGAGUUCCGACAAGAAAGAGUCCGAGACACCAGCAGCUAGCAGACAAUCGUCAAAUGCUAAUCCAUCAACUAUCCAUCGCACCCAGCCUACAAGGUUACCAGACCCCGAACAUCUGCCGCCCGAGAAUAUUUGGGAAAAAGGAAGUAUGAUAUUACGUACCAUCUCCCACCUUUUCAAGUCCGAUCAAAGCGCGUUUGGGUGCCGCGUUGCUGCGGCUUCAUUUUCUGUCGGUAUUCUUGCCUUCUUGCACCAGACUCAGGAUUUCUUUACUAGGCAAAGAUGCAUCUGGGCAAUGAUUGUUAUUGUUAUUGGAAUGAACCCAACAAGUGGACAAACUAUGUUUGGGUUUGUUGCCCGUAUUGCUGCAACGACAAUCUCCCUUGUUCUAAGUCUGAUUGUUUGGUAUAUUGUUGAUGGCAAGACGGCCGGUGUGAUCGUCUUCCUCUACCUUGCAAACGUAUUUGGGUAUUACUUUUACAUCAAAGUACCCCAAUACUUCGGAGCAUGCGUCAUCUCUAUCGUCACCUUGAAUGUGAUCAUUGGCUACGAGCUCCAGGUCCGAAAACUCGGCUUCCCAGAAGCAACGUCAAAUGGCCAACCCUACUAUCCCAUCUACCUCUUCGGCCCAUACAAACUCGCAGCCGUAGCAGCCGGCUGCGCAAUAUCCUUCUUCUGGGUAAUUUUCCCAUACCCAAUAACCGCAAAAUCAAAAUUACGCCAACUCCUCGGCCGAAGCCUCUUUGUCCUAGCAAACUUCUACAGUUGCAUGCACUCCACCAUUCAACUAUGGCUCAGCAACGAACUAGGAUCAAUCCAAGAUAAAUCCUCACCGGCACACAACCUCCAAUCAUCCCGCCACAAACUCUUCAAGGAAGAAAUGAUGCUCCUUACUGGCCUCCGUACUCACAGCCAUUUCAGUACCUUCGAGCCGCCCAUCGGUGGAAAGUUUCCCAAAGAGACUUAUGACAAUAUAAUCGCUGAGAUCCAGCGGAUCUUGACAAGUAUGUCGCUCAUGGCGCAUACGACACAGAGUUUAGAGACGCUGAUUGUUGAUUCCGAUGAUUCAAAUCCCGGACAGGAUGACGAUGAUCGGUGGAUGGAUCGGUUGGCUGAAAUAGCGUUGAAAUCGGAUGAUUUCAAUUCACAUCGUAUCGCUUCCUUGCUGUGCCAUCUGUCUGCGGCUAUUUCAAAUGGUCAACCGCUGCCGCCUUAUUUGUCCACACCGGACUCUUUCCCUCUUGCUCGUCGGAUGCAGAGGAUUGAUGGGGAGUUGCUUAGUAUUCGGCACAUUGAGGAUCCGGCUUUUUCGGCAUUUGUUUCUCUUGAAGUUCUGAGGUCGGUUGUUAGUUUCAGUUUGAAGGAUUUGAUUGGGAAUGUCAAGAAAUUGGUCGGAGAGAUUAACUUUGACUUUUAUGAGAGGCAGACAGACAGCCAAGAGGAUCAGCAGUAG
Penicillium nucicola is the source of this 2967-nucleotide messenger RNA. RefSeq names its product aromatic acid exporter family protein. The transcript is spliced from 7 exons. The coding region runs from base 1 to 2967 and encodes 988 amino acids. Lineage: Eukaryota; Fungi; Ascomycota; Eurotiomycetes; Eurotiales; Aspergillaceae. The record is from RefSeq and is a predicted model, not a curated record.